UUCGUCUUUCUCUUUGUGUCUGUUAUCUUUUUUUUUUUUUUUUUUUUUUGGUACAAAUUAUCUUUUGUUUUUCAUUGUGAUCUUUGAUGGACAAAGAUAAACGUGACGAGGCAUUAGUGACCCCUUUGCAAAACCUCAACUUGAAUCCUGGAUCCAACAUCAAGUCCAAAUCCUCCAUUAGAAUCACCCACCCUCAAUUUCCCGGGUUACUACCUAAGAAGACAAAGCCUCCAAGUUUAGUCAACCUCUGCAUUGGAGUUAUCGGAAGACAUUUGGAGGAUAUUAUUUUAGAUUUGGGUGAGAUUGCUGUGAACUUGCCACCUGAUAUAAAGAUAGCAGUGGCAGCUAUUGCUAGACGAAGAAAGUUGCUGAAUGAUGAUGUCCUGAUCGCAUUGGCUGAUACUUCCUGGGAAAUCCUUGAUGUAUCUGGCUCAGAUGUUUCCGAUUUUGGUUUGAUCAAAGCAGCUCAAGUAUGUAGAUUCAUUAAAGCUCUAGAUAUAAGCCGAUGCACCAAAAUUACUGCUGCUGGUAUAUCUGAACUUGUGAAGCACUGCCAUUCAUUGGAGACAUUGAGAUGCGGAGGGUGUCCCAGGAGUGACAACACUGCUCGGAGAUGCUUGAGUAUAUUUAAACCAAGGCUGGAUUUUGUAGAGGAGGAUUCUUGGGAGGAGCUUUAUACGAAAGAAAUUGCUAGUGGUGCACAAUCACUCAGGUGGCUAGUAUGGCCAAACAUUGAUAAUAAUUCUUUAGAGGAUUUUUCCACUGAGUGCCCGCGUAUUGUAGUAAAUCCCAAGUCAUCUCCCUCUGGGUUCAAGGGAACUCAGGUUCCUUGGGAAGCAUUACAAAGUAUCAUAUUGGAUGAUGCAGUUGUGAAGGAUAUUGAUCCCAGAACAUGGACAGUGCAUGGGUUUGCAAUGAAGCCCAUCUAUCCAUCUUCUUCAAGUUCAACUGAAUUAUCAGUGGCUGAAAAAUUCAGACUUGCAUUUGUGGAAAGGGACAACCGAUUAGCUCCAAAGCGAGCAAAAAAUGCUCGGCAACAUCAGCGCCGUGCAGUGCGAGAUUUGAUGUUGAUGAGCACAAGAGCCAAGGCAAUGGUCUUAGCCUCACAAGCAAGCAAGUCUCUUCAGAGCCGAAGCUAAUAGAAUUCUGAAAUCACAUGUAUUUUUUCAGUUACCCUACAAUGUACUAUUAACUUCUUCUGUAUAUAUGUAAGAAGUUUUUCGUUGGACAGGUUUUGAAUCUAAAAUAACUCCUUUAACAAGUUGGAGAGAUCAGAGCUUUGAAUUUGGGUAUUGUUUGAGGUUUUGACCAAGUGAAAAUUUCUUUUCAGUUGUCGAUGGUAUGGAAGCUAAUGUAAUAGAACAUU
Gastrolobium bilobum is the source of this 1366-nucleotide messenger RNA. RefSeq lists its product as uncharacterized. The transcript has 6 exons. The coding region runs from base 87 to 1139 and encodes 350 amino acids. The record is from RefSeq and is a predicted model, not a curated record. Lineage: Eukaryota; Viridiplantae; Streptophyta; Magnoliopsida; Fabales; Fabaceae.